This is a messenger RNA of Ruditapes philippinarum (Manila clam), 2338 nucleotides long. RefSeq lists its product as uncharacterized. The transcript has 4 exons. NCBI's taxonomy places the organism in Eukaryota, Metazoa, Mollusca, Bivalvia, Venerida, Veneridae. Bases 83 to 889 code for a protein of 268 amino acids. The record is from RefSeq and is a predicted model, not a curated record.
CUUCGUCUUGACAACAAACAACAAAGAAAUAAUCUAAGCACGAAAUUAUUUUAUAAUCUAAAGUUCAAAUAAAUAUACGAAAAUGUGUAACGAAGCAAUGAUAUUGAUAAUAGUUACCACAAUAUGUGCCUCAUAUGUUGGUUCAUCAAAAAAUAAAACAGGGUUUAACAUAAAAGAUAACGACAUAGAUCACAACACAAACGCUACAGAGGUGUCGUCAAAUAAAACUGUUAAAACAAGUACAACACCGGAAGAUAAUAGUCUGGAAAUUAAAGAUAACAACACAAUAGAGAUAUACAAUUUGACAACUCGUGUUGCGGAUGUGAGGAAUAGCUUAUUUAUAAGCUUAGAAAACAACUCUGCAAAAGUGAAUGGCUGCUUUAUUAAUGAAUCAAAUCAUAUUGGAAACAUCAGUACUAAAUUUGAAGAGAUAAAUACAACAAAUUACAAUGAUAACGGUAUCGAGCCUGAUGAUAUAAAAACAGUUACAGAUACGAUCCUUCUAGAAGAUUUGUCAAAACAAGUACGAGACAAAAUGCCACAUAAUAGAAAAAAUGACGAACUUAAAAGUUUUAUGUUGGAAAAGACGAAAGUAAUGUUGCAGCACCAUCUACAACUAGUACCUAUGGAAGAUAAACCGUUCGACUCACAGAUGUUACAGAGUCAACGUUAUAUGAUAAGUAUAUUGGUACCAGUUGGCGUUGGCUUGAUUGGUGCCAGUAUGAUUGUAUGCACGAUAGUGACGUUAAGAAAAGUUGCAAAUAAAAGAGUCGUUCACACGCCACUAGAUGAUGACGUAGAUGUUGAAAGGUCAAUGACAGCGCACAUAUCAAGUAUCAGUGCAGAUACUACAGACAAAGUGUUUUUAUUGCAUACAGAUGAAAUCUGACAACACCAAUUGUUAUACAUAGUAAUAUUCCAGCUGACAUCACUUUAUAAAUGUUUUGGAAAAACGCAAUGAAAUAAAGUAACUGUAGAGCACUUGACAAAUAUGCUAAAGUAAACUCUUGUAUUGUGAGAAUUCCAGACGCAAGGGUUUUUGUGACAGGAUUCAGUAGUAAAACUAAUCGAAAUUGUAUGUUUUCGAGCAUCAGGUAUCACUCCAUGAUAAUUUAACUCAAUUAGCUUUGAGAAUUUUUCCUUUAAUUAAACGUAGUAGCUUAAUGAUAAAAUGUUGGUUUUUAUGCGCAAUCCAAAACAUUUGCACUAAAGAACAAAAGCAAAACUGGUCUUAAUGAUUGAUUGUAGGUAAUGGGGUAAUUUUUUUAAGAUUACAUAUUCUGUUCUGAGAGGAAUCACAGCUAUUUGACAGAUAAGAAGCCAUAAUGAUACUUAUUGUGGCAAAAAAUUGUUUGAAAAAAGCACAUUGGAAUAAGGUAUAGCAGCAAAUAACUAUUUAAGCAGGUAAUAAGUUUUUCUAUUUUUUCCCACCUGACUUAUCGAAGAUGAUCUUUAAUUUAAAGUAUCAUUAGAAGCAAUUACAAACCAAUGAUGAAUCCAAGAAAUACAUUUGUCAUCAAGACAGUUUUAAACACUACGUAAUGAGAUUUCUUCACUUUUGUCAUUAAUUUUGGAAUCUGUAAAAUAAAAAUUAACCGCAAUUGUAAAUUAAGAGCUUAAGUUUAGAUACAGGAAAAAUGAUCGCGAGUGAAAUUGUGUAAAAAAGAAUGGGGGAAAAUUUAUUUUUCUUUCAUCUUUUAUAAAAACAAGAGCUAGCGCAGAUUUUUUCAUCAUUACAACUUUGAAUGAAUUGAAAUAAACAUUGGUUUCAUCUUUUAUGUGAACCGUUUAUGUACCUAUAAUUUAUGUCAUAUGUAAAUUCUUGAUCAUAGAUAUUUAGAACAUAAAGUAGUUAUCUACUCACUUAUUUCCCUAAUUGUGGAAUAAUAAUGUGAAGUUCCUCUGGUAAAAAAUAAUAAACUAGGCACAUUUUUCUUCAUUUCUUAUACAUUUUUUAUAAAGAUAAUUUAAAUCGCAUGUAUAUUUUAGGGAGUACAUGUAUAUAUUUUUUGUUUGACAAAACAAGCGGUAUAGUGGAUAAAGCUUUAUUUUCAAAAACUGUCCUGUGAAUUUGUAUAAAAGAAUGCGAUGUGGGAAUUACUGUGUUUUCCCCUUUAUUAUUGUUAUUGUUAAAAACAUUAAGAUACAAAUAUUUAUCACAUUUUGUAAAAGCAAUGUAUGUAUGUUGAUAAAUGUACCUCUUGCUUUAAAUAAAGAUCAUCUGGCUUGCGUAAAUUAAAACUUUUUCUUAAUAUAUCUUGCUUUUCAGGUCUGUAUAUGCAUGUAUGUAUUUUGUAAGUACUGUUUUGUACUUUUAUUAUAAAUGCGUAAAGGGUUA